AUACGCAAAGUCACAAAAUUUUAUUUACUAACAUAAUAUCACUAUCACACAUUCUUAGUCACAAUACUGAAAAACAUAAUAAUAUUAAACUUUAAUAAGAGAUUCUCAAUGUAAAAUGCCUCAAGUGUUCCAAGUUCUACGAUGCUACAAAUGCUUAGUAUUUCAAGUACACCAAACAAAAAAAAGUAAUAAGUGGACCUGUAAGUUAUGUGAAGAAAAACAGUCUAUGAAAAGACAUUAUGGAAUAGGCACAAACAAGGAAUGUAGAAUGCAUGUACAAAAACUAAAUAUGAUUCAGGGAGAUCAAGCCGACGCUAUUAACCAUUAUAGUUCGGGUGACAAUGAUAGUGAUAACUGCAAUAGUAAUAACAAAAGUAAUGCUCUCAAUACUUUGAAUAAUAAAACAAUCGGAACAAAAAGUAAAUGGCUUGAAUACAUAGAUGAAAAUGUUGAAUCUACUACGGAUGAACCCAUGUAUUUAGAAGGUAUAGAAGUUGUAUUAGAUGUACCAAUAAAAGGCAAAAAGAAGAAAUUGAAUACGACUAAAAUUAAAUCCACUGAAAAUGACAACAUCUGUAAUAGUUAUUUGACUACAAAAAAUCAAUCCAAUGAUUUUAAGAUUCAUAAAGAGAAUUAUCUCAUUCCUGGUAGUUCUAAAAUAACCGAGUUAAAAGGUAAUAACAAACAUAAAAAUUCAUAUAGUGAACCUGCUAGUUAUAUCUCUAAAGAAUUAAAUAAAUUAAAAUGCUCUAAUAAUUAUUCAGAUUUAAAUAAAAAUUCUAUUAAUAAUUGUCUUAAGAGACAACAACACCAUAAGGUAAUUAAUCCCCAAAGUGAUCAGUUGUCAAAGUGGACAAAGUUUAUUGACACAAGAGAAAGUAAGAAGAGUGAGACAAAGUCUCAAAUUAACCGAAAUUUCAAUAAAGACACUGUUAGUCCAAAGAAAGGGAAUCCAGCAGUUUUACCGACAAACAAUCCUAGUGAAGAAAAACUGCCAAAACUACACCCAAAAGAAAAUAAACAAUUUGAAAAUCACUCAACUAAAACUUUAAGCAAUUUAUUUACACUUACCAGUGAUGAUAAUCUUGACGAAAUACUAAACAUCUAAUACGAAGAGGACAACUGAUAAUUAAAAUUCUAUUUCUGUUCAAA
Leptidea sinapis is the source of this 1152-nucleotide messenger RNA. Its product is annotated as MRN complex-interacting protein. The record is from RefSeq and is a predicted model, not a curated record. Gene Ontology annotation, cellular component: nucleus. The coding region runs from base 116 to 1108 and encodes 330 amino acids. Gene Ontology annotation, biological process: mitotic G2 DNA damage checkpoint signaling. The transcript has 2 exons. NCBI's taxonomy places the organism in Eukaryota, Metazoa, Arthropoda, Insecta, Lepidoptera, Pieridae. Gene Ontology annotation, molecular function: chromatin binding.